AUGGCACUUCAAGGAAUAAAACCAUACCAAAGACCAAAUGAUUGGGCAGCACUCGUCGAGGCCCAAUCAAAGGCAAAUCUCAUGCAAGAAAAAGCUGAUGCAGAGUUAGCAAGUCUUAAUAAGAGAUUACUCCGUGACGAACUUGAUAGACAGUUACAGGAAAAGGAACAGCAGCGACGAGAUGAACAAAUGCUCACUCCCCCUUUUUUAAAUUGGAGCAAAAAAUCCUAUUCCAAUUUAAUUUGUUUUAAUAAAAUUAUUUUUAAAUUUUUCUAAAAUUUUUAAAAAAUAAAUUGAACAGCGUACUUUGAAUUUUAUAUUUUUUUAUAAAGAUAUUUCAAAAAAUAAUCAUUUAGUGUUAAAGCUGUUCAAAUAGCAUUCUACUUUGAAUUUAUCUAUUAAAUUUGGUUAUAAAACUAUUUUCUUCUAACUCUCCCCCCCCUUCCGUGAGUGAACAAAAAAAUUUUGUUCACUCACGGAGGGGGGUUAAUUUGUUUUUUUUAAAAAACUUUAUAUAUAAAUUUUAUAAAAAAUAUUUUUUUUCUAAAUUUAAAAAAAUCCUAAUUCGCAAAAAUUGGAAGGCAAAUAUUAAUUUAAUUUAUAAAAUUUAUGUUUUAAAGAGCAAUUCGUUUAAAAUUAAAUAGAAUUAGCUCUAGAUUUUAUUAUACUAAUUAUCAUUUAUAUAUCAAAAAUUUUUUCCAUAUAAAAAAUUUUUCUAUUAAAAAAAUUUUUGUUCACUCACGGAGGGUGGGUUUUUGGGCAAAAAAUGGUGAUUUUUCUAAUGGUUUUGUUCACUCACGGAGGGGGGGGGAGUAAGGAUCCCCCCCUCAUUUGUCAAAUUUUCUAGUCUUUUUUUAUAAGAUAAAAAAAAUUUUCAGGACCUCAUCUGUCCCAAAAUCUAGUAAAAAUGAUUUGUCCCAUUUUCUAGUCUUAUUUGGAUUUUUUCGAAUGCCCUAAAUUUUUGUUUUUUACUUUAAAAAAACUAGAAAAUGAGAUAAUUGAGGUCCUGAAAAUUUUUUUCCUAUCAAUAUUUUGACUAGAAAAACUGGACAAAUGAGGUCCUAAAAAAAUUUUUAUUUCCUAUAAAAAAAACUAGAAAAAUGGACAAAUGAUAAAAGACUGGAAAAUUGGACAAAUGAGGGGGAUCUUUAUAAAAUUCCCAAAUUGAAAAAAAUUUCGUUUCUCAAAAAAUAGAAUUUUACCAAUACUUUGUUCGAAUUUAAGGGGGGGUUCAGAGAAAUCGAAGCCAAUCUUAUGCUUAAAAAGAGCAAAGCUAUUCAGGACUAUGACCAAAGAGCCAAACAAGAAUAUAAAUACAUGCAACAGCAACUAGGUCAAGAAUACCAAGACAUGUCAAGCUAUAAAGCUCAAUUAAGAGCUCAAAUGAACCAACAAGAAAAAUCUGCUGAUAAAUCGUGGCUCAACACACUUAGCAACCAAAUGGAUCGUGACAACAAAAUGAAAAGAGAUUUAAAAGAAGAAAAAGUUAGAACAGAAAUGGAAGUUUUAAGGCUUAAAGAACAGCAAAGAGAGUAUGAACGCCAACAAAGAGAAAACGAAAGACUAAGAGACCAAGAAUUAAUUAGGCAAAAUAUUGAAAGAGUCAACUUACUCCAUCUAUUGGAUAGCGAGCAAAACAAGAAAAAUUCUAUUUUUGGAAAAAAUAAAUUUUAUAUAUAAUUAAUUAUUUUAAUAAUAUAUUCAAUUUAGACAGCUGCGUGCUAAAAUAUAAAUUUUGAAAUUAAAUUAGACUUUUCAUCUCAAAUCUUUAAAAUUUGGAUAUAUUUUUAUUUAAAAUUUUUAUAAAAACUUUACGCAAAAUAUCUUACUCACUGAACAAAGGGAAGAAUUAAGGGACCAAAAAUUGAUGGAUUUUAAUAAAAAUUUAGACGAACAGAGAACUAAUAAAGCAGUUGUAUAUGAUCCUGUAGCAAGAGAAAAUUUAGAAAAAGAAAUCAAAAAGGUUGAGGUUGUAAAUCAGUGGGAAAAUGAAGCAAGAAGAAGAGCUGAAGAAAAAAUGAACCAAGAAAGAGAACGAAGAAUGGCAAACAAGCAAGAAACCAUACAAACACUUCAGCAGCAGCUACAGGAGAAAAACAUGAAAAGAGAAAUGGAAAGAAUGGAUUUUGAAAGAGAAAAACAAACCAUUCAAAGACAAGUUGAAAACACUAAAAGUUACGAAACUCAGCUUAAGUUUUUAAGAGCUAACUCCCCCCCUCCGUGAGUGAACAAAACCAUUAGAAAAAUCGCCGUUUUUUGCCCAAAAACCCACCCUCCGUGAGUGAACAAAAAUUUUUUUAAUAUAAAAAUUUUUUAUGGAAAAAAAUUUUGAUAUAUAAAUGAUAAUUAGUAUAAUGAAAUCUAGAGCUAAUCCUUUCCAAUUUUUGCGAAUUAGGAUUUUUUUGAAUUUCGAAAAAAAAUAUUUUUUCGAAAAUUUAUAUAUAAUUUUUUUUUAAAAAAAAAAUUAACCCCCCUCCGUGAGUGAACAAAAUUUUUUUGUUCACUCACGGAGGGAGGGGGAGUAAGGAAAAAGAAGAAUAUAAGCAGGUUCUUGAGAACCAAUCGCAGAAUAAAAUGAUGCAAAAAUAUAAUGAGUUGAAGAUGGAUGAAAAAGAAAAACAAAUUUUUUCACCAAUUUUAACUUCAAAUGAAGAUUUGGAGUUUAAAGCAGUCCCAGGAAUUCAUCCUAGGGAAUCUCCACUGCAAAAAGCAUUUUUAAGAGCUCAUAGAAGUUUUUCUCAAUUGCCAAAUCCGAAUUCACCGACUUCAAGAGAUCCAAGCCCAGGGGGAUUGUCAAGAAAUGCUAGUAAUUUUGGGGAUGAUAAAAGUUUUGCAGGAAGCCCUGUAAAUGGAUCUUUUUCUAAUAGAAAGACAAGCAGAAAUGAGUUUUUCUUUGAUCCUCAGAAGCAUGACCCAAUUAUUAAUCCACUUGGAGCUAAUAUUCCAAGACCAGGGUUCGGUUCAACUUUUCAAAGAGGAAAAGGGCUUUCGCUGCUUCAUGUAGGUUCCUCAAUUACCAAACUUUAA
Molecule: messenger RNA, 3027 nt
Organism: Blepharisma stoltei
Lineage: Eukaryota; Ciliophora; Heterotrichea; Heterotrichida; Blepharismidae
Source: the annotation of a GenBank genome assembly